Marchantia polymorpha subsp. ruderalis is the source of this 1178-nucleotide messenger RNA. The record is from the annotation of a GenBank genome assembly. NCBI's taxonomy places the organism in Eukaryota, Viridiplantae, Streptophyta, Marchantiopsida, Marchantiales, Marchantiaceae.
GAAAGGAUUCCGCAGAUUCUCCUUCGGAUGCUCCAGUCCUUCAACGCCGGGGUUGUAAUUAAGAGAAGUGCUCUUGAUUUGGCAGUGCACACUUGUUACCCUCAAGCCUUUUGUUCCGUGCUCAUCUGGAAGUUCAUCGAAGACAUGUCUUUGAGAUCGAGUCGUCAUAAAUUCGACUCGAUAGAAUUUCGGAGGGAGGAAUCCGAAUUGUGCAUCUAUUCUGUGAGUCGGCGCUCUUGACGCCGGGCUUCUGCCACCUUUUGAGAACAAGAAAUUGUGAUGAAUUGCAAUAAGCAACCCGCCAGCUCAAGUGUAAUUGCCAACUUGAGCCAGGUGGUGUAAUGAUAUUCAUCUACUGAUUGUUGCUAAGAUUGUCGCUGGAUUAGAGUGAAAUGGCGGAAACGGAGAAAACUUCGGAAAUUGUCGGAGUCCAACAGCUGCUGCGCACUUUUCUUGAUACACAGCAUCGUCGUGCUUCUGCCUACAGUCUUUGGCACAAAGGCUUUACAGAGUACAUGAAGGCAAGCUCAGACGAUGCAUUCAAUAAGCUUUGCGGUCAAGUCACCGUUGAGUUCAGUGAGUGUUCAAAGCAGGUGAAAGACACAAUAGUUCGUCUCAAGGAUGCAAGUCUUGCCCGUGAAGAUCUAGCAUCAGUGCUCGAAGCUGUCCAGAUUCAGGAAAGCCGAAAGCUCCAAAUGACUAGUGUGCUUCAGGUGUUAAGGAAGGCAGGAAAGCCAUCGGAGCGAGCGAGUAUGGCUGAGCAUAAGCACGAGUCGACAAAGGGUUGUUCUCAUGCUUGUUCUCAUGGUUCAGAUGACGAAAUCGGGGGUUUGGAAAUGGCUCAAUUAGAUGCCGAGUUUGAGGCAGCUGUCAAGGAAGCCACUGGAGCUGUGCAGGAUGCAACACUUGCGAUCAACGAGCACAUGGAGGAAAUAAGAUACGAGAUCGAGGAUUUGGGAGAAACGCAGUCAGAAGAUGCGUAGCAUAGAUUUACUGGACUGAAUCUAAUCUGAGUCAGCCUUUUGAUGGCAAGGUAAUGUGCACUUUUUUGCAGACACCCACUGUAUAUGAUACUCCUCACUUAAACCUACCAGGAAAGCUUCCUGCAAUUUUAUUCAUGUUUCCUUUUACACGAGAAGCUAUAAUAAAGGAACCUUCAACUCGGACUGCGCUUCCCG